This is a messenger RNA of Penicillium cosmopolitanum, 1224 nucleotides long. RefSeq lists its product as uncharacterized. Gene Ontology annotation, biological process: glutathione biosynthetic process. The record is from RefSeq and is a predicted model, not a curated record. The transcript is spliced from 5 exons. Gene Ontology annotation, cellular component: cytosol. Bases 1 to 1224 code for a protein of 407 amino acids. Gene Ontology annotation, molecular function: ATP binding; glutathione binding; glutathione synthase activity. NCBI's taxonomy places the organism in Eukaryota, Fungi, Ascomycota, Eurotiomycetes, Eurotiales, Aspergillaceae.
AUGGCAACUUUGCACUGCAUGGAUGAUGAGGAUUAUCCUCCAGAUCUGAGCGAGGAUCGUCUGUUCUCCCUGGUAUCACAGAUCAAGGAUUGGCAAAUCAACCACGGCUCGCUGCUGAAGCAAGUCGACUCGGAGACAGAGAAUAGUGUUCUCUCGUAUCCUGUUGGUGUUAGCUGUUUUCCUUCCCCCUUGCCCCGGGCACGGUUUGAGCAGGCAUUAGGUCUUCAAGAAAUCUAUAACAAACUAUAUUGUUCCAUUGCCGAAGAUGAAGAAUGGAUUUACGACACAAUCAAGGACAUGAUUGCCGCUGAGCCCCUCGCCAAGGCUCUCUGGGGGGAUUUACGAGGCCGCGAAGGAUGCAGGAUAUGUACAAGAUAUCUCUGCCGGCAGCUUCAGCUGAUCGAUGGGGGGGACUUGUCCAAGACAACAUUGAAGCAAGUCGAGUUCAACUCAUAUUCAUGCUCUGGCUUUUCACAUGCAAACAAAGCUGCCAACAUGCACCGGCAUCUCGCAAGAAUAGGGGUGUAUGAUAUGAAUGACAAGCCAUUUCCUGUGGACUCCUUGCCUAUAAAUCAUAAUAUCGACUCUGCCGCCUCGAUCCUUGCGUUGGCACACAAAGAAUAUGGUCCGCCAAGGAGCAAGCUGGCGAGUAAGACAGCGAUCCUAUUCAUUGUUCAGUCUUACAAUUUCAACAUCGCAGAUGAGCGACCGAUCGAGUACGCCCUCUGGAAUCGAGACGAUAUUGUUCCAAAUUACCGGCUGGAUUUCCCAGACAUACUCAAGUAUACCCAGCUCACAGAAGAACGGGCAUUACUCUUCCACCCACCGUGGCUCGCAUCAGAGAAACCAGUGGAGAUAUCGGUCGUUUAUCAAAGAGCUGGCUAUGAAGCGCAUGAGUACAGCAAAACCGGCUGGGAUUCCCGCUUACAGUUAGAGAAAUCCACUGCAAUUAAAUGUCCCUCGGUGCUGGGACAUUUGACUACUUUCAAAAAAGUCCAACAGGCUUUGACGAAGUCAGGGGCAUUGGAGCGAUUUCUAUCUCCCUCCGAAGUCGCCAGAAUUCGUGAGACGUUUGUUCCGGUUUAUCCUUUGGAUGAAUCCACAGAAGGUCUGGAAGCUCGGCGGAUAGCCUGCGAUCCUAAACGGUCGACCAAUUAUAUUCUCAAGCCAUCCCUCGAGGGGGUGGCAACAAUGUAUACGGGGAUGCAAUUCCGGCAUUUUUAA